GGAGAAGUUAGCUGCACUCUGUGGGGGGCGGCGCUAUAUCCGCGGGGUUCGUUGCGAUCUGUGCGGAGUGUCCAGUCGUCACCGCGCACCAGCAAUAGAGGAUGGGGAGCAAAUGGCAGCAAAUCAAUUUUCGCGUGGUCACUCCUCUUCUAGCAGUAGCAGUUCAACUGUCCAUCACGGAGCAGGACCACUCGAACCCAAACGCGAUCAUAACAUCACAUCAGGAGAUGCAGCACUUUCAACAUCCACCUCAACAUCGUCC
Molecule: messenger RNA, 262 nt
Organism: Amoebophrya sp. A25
Lineage: Eukaryota; Dinophyceae; Syndiniales; Amoebophryaceae
Source: the annotation of a GenBank genome assembly